Molecule: messenger RNA, 1553 nt
Organism: Pipistrellus kuhlii (Kuhl's pipistrelle)
Lineage: Eukaryota; Metazoa; Chordata; Mammalia; Chiroptera; Vespertilionidae
Product: interferon omega-2-like
Exons: 1
Coding region: 223-813 (196 amino acids)
Biological process (GO): T cell activation involved in immune response; defense response; adaptive immune response
Cellular component (GO): extracellular region
Molecular function (GO): type I interferon receptor binding; cytokine activity
Source: RefSeq, a predicted model, not a curated record
UAGAAAAUUAAUAGUUCAGAUUGGUGACAUCUUUUUAAAAAUCCUAAAAGAAAACAACAACAAAAAACGGAAGUGAAAGGGGAAAGAAAUGUUUAGAAAAUGAAAAUUGUGGUGUUCCCUAUUUAAGGGCCCUGCCUAGAAAGAAGGUCACUGCAGAACUUCUGGCCCAAGGUUGUUCACCAGACGCCCAGCUCAGCCAGGCCAGCAGCCCCCCCUUUGCCCAUGGCCCUCCUGCUCUCUCUGCUCACGGCCCUGGUGCUGCUCAGCUCUGGCCCAGCUAGAACUCUGGGCUGUGACCCACUUGAGGACCACGUCCUGCUCAGCAGGGAGAACGUAGAACUUCUGAGAGACAUGAACAGCAUCUCCCCUCUCUUCUGCCUGAAGGACAGACAGCACUUCCGAUUCCCCCGGGCAGUGGUGGAUGGCAGCCAGGUCCAGAAGGCCCAGGCCCUCUCUGUGCUCCACCAGAUGCUCCAGCAGAUCUCCGACCUCCUGGCCACAGAGAACUCCUCUGUCCCCUGGAACACAACCCUCGUGGACCUGCUGCGCACAGGACUCCAUCGGCAGCUGGAAGACCUGGACACCUGUUGGGCGCGGGAGAUGGGAGAGGAGGGACCUGCCCUGGCCACACAGGGCCCCACCCUGGCCUUGAAGAGGUACUUCCAGGGCAUCCGUCUCUACCUGAAGGAGAAGCAAUACAGUGACUGCGCCUGGGAAGUUGUCAGAGUGGAAAUCCUGAGGUCCUUCUCCUCAACAAUAGCCGCCUUGCAGGAAAGGCUCAGAAAUGAGGAUGGAGACGUGGGGUCGCCUUGAAAGGAUUCUCGCUGAUGAAUGUGCCACCUCACCUUUGCCCAUAGGUUCUUGGUCAUGGGCAACGGAUCUUCUAUCUGCUUCAAUCACAGAACUUACUGAACUUUACUCAGCAAAUCUGUUGUCACAUUCUUAAGGAAGAAAAUGUUACCUACCAAUAGUGCCUGAUAGGUUACUGCCUGAAUGGUUAUUUAUUUAUUUAUUUAUUUAUUUAUUUAUUUAUUCUUAUCAUAUUUAUGUAUUUAUAUAACCAAUAUUUGUUCUUACCUUGUAUUAAAAUUUACAAAGCAUGUAACUUUUUUAAAGUUAUUAAAUUUGUGUUUUGUUUUAUUCAUUAAAUUGUUACCAAAGAAAACUUCCUGAGUUUUUUACUUCUGCAAACCUACAUCCUUAUUGGUUGAAUCUAUCUCAAAACAGCACUCUCUUUUUAAGUCCUUUACAACAGUCCCCCACUCCUCAGGAAGUGCCUAUGGAAAGCUGGAAACCCAUGGAAUUGAGAAGAGCCCUGGAAAACAAGGAAGAUGUUCGGUUUUUAUGUCAGAAUUGUAACGGGUUUCUAUUCGGUCAGCAAGAGGAGAGGGUAGGGGUAUCUGGGAGGAGUCUGUAGAGCGAAGUGGAAAGGAUACAGGGUGUUUGUUGGCUGAUAUUGGCAUCUGGUCCUCCUACCACAGCCUCCCAGUCCUGGUCCACUGGAAGGAUUCCCUCCCUUCCCGCCCCGCCCUGGCUGCCUCUGGCUCAGGAGU